UUGCCCUUUUUAAAAGGUGGAUUAUUUGCCAUCAUGUAAUUGACUUGUUACAGUUCUUUAUAUAUUCUGGAAUCAAGUUCUUAGGUGCAUAUAUUACAAUUUUCUCCCAUUCUGGGCCUGGUGUUUUCCUUUCCUUAACAGUGUCUUAUGAACAGCAGGUGAUAUAAUUUUGAUGACAUUCCAGUGAGCUUCUUAUAUUUCUUCUUUUUUUUUUUUAAUAUUUAUUUAUUUUUGAAAGCGAGAGAGCGUGCGCAGAGGGGAGGCAGGGGUGGGUUGGACAGAGGAUCUGAAGUGGGCUCUGUGCUGACAGCUGGGACGUUUGAGAAUUGCCAGCCCCAUGGAAAAGGAGCUGAGAAUAACAGGGAAAAUGACCCUGAAUAGAACAGAGAUGAUUGCUCAGUCACUGGUCCUGUAGCCCGCCACCGUGUGCCCACUUCAGAUGUGAGGCUCCUGGGCGGUCAGCAGGAGGCAUCCGGCCCAGGCUGGACGUGCCCACACAGGCAUCUGGUCGUCCUUGCCGGCCUCGAUGUCCAUUGACCAACCAGUGAUUCUGUGACGCCCCCUGCCCUUCAGCCGGUCCCGAGUGGGGUGAGGACAGCGUCAGCCACUCCUCCUGACAUGUUGUAGUUUUCAGGGUCUCAGGGUGCGUUGUGGGGGUUUCCUGUGAUUAGUGCCACCAGAGAUGUGUUUUGCAUCUGAACCCAAGAACAAGAUGCUGGGAGGAAGGGCCAAUCACAGAUCAAGAAAGAAUUCUGACAAUUAAAAGUAUAUUUAAAGAAAUUAACUCAGAAUAUAGACCAAGAAAGACAAAAUCUGGGAGAAAAUCUAAGAGACGUGGAGGGUAAAUCAGGAUGUCCAAUUCAGUGGUCACAUUCCAGAAACAUACAGUGGAAAACAGGAAGGGGAGACUAUUGAGAUGGCCCGGUCGCUUCUCAGGACAGGGACUUGAGAGCAAAAGGCCUGCAGAGGCCCGAGCGGCAAGCGGGAGGUGUUUCAGAGGCAUCUGGAAACCCACAGAGGGGACACGGGACACAGCCUGUCCCGCUUCCCAGCCGCGGCUGAGGACGGCAGGUGGGUCUGCCCACGCAGGGGCGGGGAGACUCCUGCAGAUGCCAGGCUCCGGGGAGUCUCCGGGGAGCAGCUUUGCGGGCCCGGCCUGUGACCGAGGCCUCCACCUGCAGCCGCCUCCGUUCCCUUCCAAGUUCAGAACGGUGGGAACCGAGAGACUGGAGCUGGAGAAGGCCUCCAGGAGGAUGGGGCCCUGAGCUGGCAGCCUCCUGCUCCUCGAGGGCUCCGCUGGAGCCGGUGGGCCUGGUCCAGGCUGGGGCUGGGCUUUCAGCCCCCCGGAGGGGCGGAGGGGUGGAGGGGUGGAGGGGUGGUGUGGUGGAGGGCCUUCCCCGCAGGAGCACACCCCAGAGGAAGGGGCUCGGGAGCCCUGGCGAGCGCACAGGGGCCCGUGAAGAGCAGCCCGGGCAGAGCGUUGAGCCUGGAGAACGAGAGUCAGUCACGCUGCCCGAGUGGACGGCACUAAGGGGUGGGAGGGAACAGAGUGGCACGAGGGGAAGGGAAGGGCACAGUAGCCGGAAGUCCCGGAGAAACAGCGGGCUGCCCAUCUGAACCAGGCUCACAGCUCACUGGUGGUCCACAGAGCUGCUGCUGGAGCUGGAGUCCGAGCUGCAGAAGAGGGAGCACGAGUUCCGCCUGCAGGCUGACCGCAUGAGCAACGAGGUCCUGACGCACGAGCUCAAGGUUAAACGGUUGGACAAGGAGCUCGCGGCUCUGAAGGAAGCUGCAGCACGGGCCGCGGAGUCGCUGCGGAGCGCUGAGGCCGCGAACUCGGAGCUGCGGGACCAGCUGCAGCGCGGCGGGCAAGAGCUCAGGGACCUGGCGGCGGCCAAGGACGCACGGAUCAAGGACUUAGAAGGCCAACUUCACUCGGAGCAGCAGGCCAGGAAGAAGGAGGAGGAGGCGUUCAGGAGGAAGCACGAGGCGCUGGACCACCUGGCCAGGGAGAAGGACGCGGUGCUGGUGGCUGUGAAGGGUGCCCACGUGGAGCAGCUGCAGGCGCUGGAGGCCAGGGCGCUGGAGUUGCAGGCCCACGGCGACAGCCUCGAGCUGCAGCUCCGCGGGGCAGAGCGGAGGCAGGCCGAGGCCUUGAAGGAGAAGGACGCCGCCAUGGACAAACUUCGUGAAGAGGCGUCGGCUCUAAAAUCGGGCUGGGAUGCCCGGGUCGCCCAGCUGUCCAAGGACCUGAUCUCCAAGGACCUUCAGAUUCAGGCGCUGCAGGAAGAGGCAGUGGAGCUCAAGGCACAGCUGGCCAGGUGCCAACAGGACGUCGGAAGGUAUAAGCAGCAGCUGCUGGCGGCGGCGGAGCGGGAGCAGUGCCUGCAACGCGACAAGGUGCAGCUGGAGCUGGACUGGCGACACCGCUGUGACAGUCGCGAGAGGGACCACUACCGCGCGUCUGAGGACUUGCUGCAGGCUCUGACUGCCGCGCGGGACCAGGUUGCUGCCAAGCUCCAGGAGACAGAGCGGACGCUGUGUGACCAGGAGGUGGUGCUGAAGGCCUUGACCCUUGAGAGAGACCAGGCCGUGCAGGCGUUGAGGACACGCGGGCUUCUUCCUGAGAAGGAGGUGCUCCUAAGGCAUCGUGAAGAAGAAGUAAGUGAAAGUUUUCCAUCUAGUGAGAUCCAGAGGCUCCAGGAGCAAAACGCAAGCUUACGACGCGCUGUUGCGGAGAUGAGGGAGGAAAUGGAGACCCUGAACGACCAGGUUCUUCCUCCUGAGCAGUCAGGGGGUCAGCCCUCUGACCCCGCACAGCCCCUUCCAAAGGCAGCAGCUGAGGCCACGGCUCCUGAUUACAUCAUGGUCCUCGAAACAGAAAUAAGAAAUCUGAAGCAUAAAUUUGAAACCCUGGAAGGACAGGUAGAAGAUGUGUUAGAUCCUUCGAAGAUGUCCUCAUCUCACUCUGACCUUCAAGCCAGCGUCCACAUCUUGGCCGAAGUGCCUGGAGGAGCUGUGCCGGCCGAUGGCACACCCAUGGGUCUAGCGCUCGGGAGGCUCAGAAACAGGACACAUCUCCUGAACUUCCUGGUGGCCCGGCUCAGGCAGAAGGUGCUGCAGAAACCCCUGGGCGCGGACACCGUCCAGCACGAGCUGCCCCACGAGGUGGGCCAAGUGCAUCUGGAGGCUUUGGAGCUGCAGAAGCAGGUGGCCGAGCUCGAGGAGCAUAUCGGGAGCCACUGGCGGCUACGAGCCUCGGACCAGGUGGCCCUUGCGAGGCAGGUCCCUGCAGACCAAGGACCCAUGGGGACCAAAGACCAGAAGCCACAGCCCCCGCAGGUGUCGUCUGUGCCCCGACUCCAGAGGAAACUGAAGGAGGCGGCCCGAGAAAUCGUCCGCCUCCGCCUGGAGAAGGAGCAGCUCCUGGAGACAGGAAACAGGCUCCGAGCGGAGCUGGGCCGCGGCCCAGGGAAACCAGCUAAUCAACCCCGGCCCACUCCUGAGGCCUGGAACCAGAGUGAAGCACCUCUGGGGCAGGUGAAGCCCCGCUCUGCAGCUCAGGGCUCUAAGAGCGCCGAGACAGAACGUUCCUCUGGACACCCCGGGGAGGCCCGGCCCCGCCUGGCCCAGAGCGUCCGCAGAAGGUCCAGUCCGCCAGGCUGCACAGCAGGAGCUGAGGCUGGGUCGGGGCAGAGGCAACACGGGAUCUCCAGGGCGACUUACAGAUCAGCUCGGCAGAAGGAGAGCCGGUCCCCAAAGCCACACCUGGCUCAAGAAUCCCAUGAGGAAAAGAGCCACCACACCCGAAGCUCCUCAUCACCAGCCAGUGGUCCCCUCCAGGACACGUGGAAGUUACUGGACCUGGGAUCCAGCCCCUCCGGCCUCACGUCCCAGGACGACUCUGUGCCAGAGCUCACAGCACCUCCAGCAGCCGACAGCCUCAGACACCCUGACGGGAGCCCCGUGGGCACACAGGCUGCCCUUGCCAUCGAAGGGGUGAAGACAGAAGCCCAGGCCAAGGCCAGGCCUGCCAGAACUGCCAGGGCUCACCCCUGCAAAACUAAAUGCUGCCAGAGGCCCCCCAAGAUCCGUAACUACAACUUAAAGGACUGAGUUCCCCUGUCGGAGCUUGGGUCCCCAAGCUUUGAUCGCGCGGCAGGGGUGCGUGUGCGCAAGCACCCGUGUGUGCACGAGCGCGGGGUGCAGGCAGAGAGCUUCGGAGCAGGCUCCCCAGAGCCACCGAGGUGCCCCACUGACCAGCCUGGAGCCAUUAAAGCCCGUUCCUCCCGUG
Molecule: messenger RNA, 4294 nt
Organism: Leopardus geoffroyi (Geoffroy's cat)
Lineage: Eukaryota; Metazoa; Chordata; Mammalia; Carnivora; Felidae
Gene: CCDC57
Product: coiled-coil domain containing 57
Exons: 17
Coding region: 1717-4116 (799 amino acids)
Source: RefSeq, a predicted model, not a curated record